UCAAGCUUGAUUGUCUUCCAGCUUUAGACAGAAACAUGGUACGGCUCACGGAGGGUGCUGCGCGUGGAAGGAAAACGUUGCUAAUCGACUCUCAGCUGGACUUCUAACUCAUCAUGCCGCGUUACACCAGGGUCCUGCUUCUAGUUUUGUGUGUGAGUCUGAUCGGGGAAUGCCGGAAACACAGAAGUAGGAAAAAACGGUGGUCGGCACCGGCCGGGACUCAUAAGCCAGCAAAGGAACUAACACCUGACACUGUUGUUAUUGUAAGGCCAGGCUCCGAGACCAGGAUGGAGGACAGUCCUCUAUCAAAGAAAGUUGUGGAUGGAACUAAAAACCGGAAGGUAAAGACCAGCCACCUCCUGCGCAUUGAUGAACACGAUUUCACCAUGAGGCCCGCAUUUGCAGGUCCAGCUGUCCCUGUUGGGGUGGACGUUCAGGUGGAGAGUUUGGACAGCAUAUCAGAGGUAGACAUGGACUUCACCAUGACUCUGUACCUGAGGCACUACUGGAAAGAUGAAAGGCUGGCAUUCCCAAGCGCUACAAACAAAAGCAUGACCUUUGACGGUCGCCUGGUGAAGAAAAUAUGGGUACCUGAUGUGUUCUUUGUCCAUUCCAAGAGGUCCUUCAUCCAUGACACCACUACUGACAACAUCAUGUUAAGGGUCUUCCCAGAUGGUCAUGUUCUGUACAGUCUGAGAGUAACAGUUACUGCAGCUUGCAACAUGGAUUUUAGUCGUUUCCCUCUGGACUCACAGACAUGUACACUGGAGCUGGAGAGUUAUGCUUACACAGAUGAGGACCUGAUGCUUUAUUGGAAAAGUGGCGAUGAGUCCCUGAGCACAGAUGACAGGAUUUCUCUGUCUCAGUUCCUGAUUCAGAAGUUUCACACUACCUCCAGGCUGGCUUUCUACAGCAGCACAGGUUGGUACAACCGUCUGUACAUCAACUUCACGCUGCGGCGUCACAUCUUCUUUUUUCUACUGCAGACCUACUUCCCUGCUACUCUAAUGGUGAUGCUGUCCUGGGUGUCCUUCUGGAUUGACCGCAGGGCUGUCCCUGCCAGAGUCUCAUUAGGUAUAACUACGGUGCUCACCAUGUCCACCAUCAUUACUGGAGUAAAUGCUUCCAUGCCCAGGGUAUCCUACAUCAAAGCUGUGGACAUUUACCUCUGGGUCAGUUUUGUCUUCGUCUUCCUGUCUGUGCUAGAAUACGCUGCCGUAAACUACCUGACAACUUUGAGGGAUGGGAAAGACCGCAAACUCAGAGAAAAAGUUAAGGAACAGUCCCAGACACUCCCUUGCACAUGUGGCAUGCCCCAUACCAAGACCAUGAUGCUAGAUGGGACAUACAGUGAGGAAGACGCCAACAGUCUGGCGGGAUACACAAGAGCCUCAAUGGUUGCCGAGGACAUAUCAGAUAAACAGGAACAGAUGGUAGUGCAUCUGUCUUUGGACAACGAGUCCACUGGCACCAAGAAGAAGGGCAUCCGUGGCUUCCGGAUCAUUCAGAACACCCAUGCCAUUGACACAUACUCUCGUAUGAUUUUCCCAGGCUCAUAUAUCCUCUUCAACCUGAUCUACUGGUGUGUGUACUGUUGA
Messenger RNA from Neolamprologus brichardi, 1598 nucleotides. RefSeq names its product gamma-aminobutyric acid receptor subunit rho-2-like. Gene Ontology annotation, cellular component: membrane. Gene Ontology annotation, molecular function: extracellular ligand-gated monoatomic ion channel activity; GABA-A receptor activity. The record is from RefSeq and is a predicted model, not a curated record. Gene Ontology annotation, biological process: monoatomic ion transmembrane transport. Lineage: Eukaryota; Metazoa; Chordata; Actinopteri; Cichliformes; Cichlidae.